UUCCGGAUCGUAUUCCUCUGGUCUGCUGUAGUUAUGUUUUUACUUGUUUUGUAGUUUGUGCUUUGGAAUUAUUCUGACCCAUCUAGAGUCAUAAAUCAAAACCUUAUACACUUUUCUUUGCAAAGGAGUUUAGGUCAGCGGCCGACAUCCCGAGGUGUGAGACGCGUGUUCAGAUGACAAUAUUGAUGAUCCAGUCGGAAAGCUGAAAAAUUGCUUUGGCCAUGGAGAAGAUGGCGCGGGUGACCACGGCUCUGGGCAGCACCACUAUCACCGGGCGCACCAUGUUCUGCCACCUGGACGCCCCCGCCAACGCCAUCAGCGUGUGCCGUGACGCCGCGCAGGUGGUGGUGGCCGGCCGCAACAUCUUCAAGAUCUACGCGGUGGAGGAGGAGCAGUUCGUGGAGAAGCUGAACCUGCGCGUCGGCCGCAAGCCCUCGCUCAACUUCAGCUGCGCCGACGUCAUGUGGCACCAGAUGGACGAGAACCUGCUGGCCACCGCCGCCACCAACGGGGCCGUGGUCACCUGGAACCUGGGCCGGCCCUCCCGGAACAAGCAGGACCAGCUCUUCACCGAGCACAAGCGCACCGUCAACAAGGUCUGCUUCCACCCCACCGAGGUCUACAUGCUGCUCAGCGGCUCCCAGGAUGGCUACAUGAAGUGUUUCGACCUGCGCAAGAAGGAGUCCGUCAGCACUUUCUCAGGGCAGUCGGAAAGUGUGAGGGAUGUCCAGUUCAGCAUUCGGGACUAUUUCACUUUCGCUGCAUCUUUUGAAAACGGGAACGUCCAGCUGUGGGACAUCCGAAGGCCUGACCGCUACGAGCGGAUGUUUACCGCUCACACCGGGCCCGUGUUCUGCUGCGACUGGCACCCGGAAGACAGGGGCUGGCUGGCGACCGGGGGCCGUGACAAGAUGGUGAAGGUCUGGGACAUGACCACAAACCGGGCCAAGGAGAUCUACUGCGUCCAGACCAUCGCUUCGGUGGCGCGCGUGAAGUGGCGGCCCGAGCGCAAGUACCACUUGGCCACCUGUUCCAUGAUGGUGGAUCACAACAUCUACGUGUGGGACGUGCGCCGGCCCUUCAUCCCCUUCGCCACCUUCGAGGAGCACAAGGACGUCACCACGGGGAUCGUGUGGCGCCACCUCCACGACCCCUGCUUCCUGCUCUCGGGCUCCAAGGACAGCACCCUCUACCAGCACAUGUUCCAGGAUGCCAGCCGGCCGGUGAACAAGGCCAACCCGGAGGGCCUGUGUUUCGGCUUGUUUGGCGACCUGGCCUUCGCCGCCAAGGAGAGCCUGAUCAGCGGCGACUCGAACCGCAAGCCCUUCGCCGGCGGCGACCGCCGCUACCCCAUCUUCUUCUUCAAGAAGCCGGACCUCACCGAGCAGUUCGCCCACGUCUCAAGCGCCCUGACCGUUUUCGAGACGGACCUGGACAGCAGCUGCAUGGACUGGUUCGUGAAGACGGCCAAGCUCUACCUGCUGAGCGGGAAGCCCUUCGGGGAGCUGUGUGACCACAACGCCAAGGUGGCCAAGGAGCUGAAGCGACCUCAGGUUUCUACCACGUGGGCGAUGUUAAGGAUUAUGUUUUCUGAUCCAGGAAACCCCACUGCUUCAGCUCUGAAUCAUAACAUGAGCAAACUGGGCGCCUUACCAUUAAUGAACAGCUUCAACAUCAAGGAGAUCGCAGGCGGCCUGGGGAGCGAAAGCAGGCUGGAUCGCAGCAAGGGAGACAUCCGGCAGGACAACAUCCACAUGGAGUCGGGAAACUCCCUGAUCAAUAACAAUGAAGAGAACGAGGAGACAGAGGGAAGCGAGGGCCCGACCGACUAUCUGUUCGGGGACGCGGAGCUGGACGAUGACGAUCUGUACUCCAUGGAGCACGACAAUCAGGCCGCGGAGGAGCCGGAGUACGUCCUGCCCCAGGAGGCCUUCCCGCUGCGGCACGAGAUCGUGGACCACCCCUCGGCCCCGGAGCACCUGCAGGACAAGGCGGACUCGCCGCACGCGAGCGGGAACGAGGCGGAGAGCGCCUGCCUGACGCCGAUCGAGUCCUUCUCCCUCAUCUCCGUCUCCCAGUCGCUCGUCCCCGGCCACCUGCUGCCGAGCUUCUUCAGCCCCGUGGUGCGCGAGAUGCUGCAGUACUACGCCGAGCAGGGCGACGUGCAGAUGGCCGUGUCCGUGCUCAUCGUCCUGGGCGACCGCAUCCGCAAGGAGAUCGAUGAGCUCACGCAGGAGCACUGGUACGCCUCCUACAUCGACCUGCUGCAGCGCUUCGAGCUGUGGAACGUCGCCAACGAGGUGAUCAAGCUCAGCACCUGCAGCGCCAUCAGCUGCCUGAACCAGGCCUCCACUACACUGCACAUCAACUGCAGCAACUGCAAACGGCCCAUGAGCAGCAAGGGCUGGAUCUGCGACAGGUGCCAUCAGUGUGCCAGCAUCUGUGCCGUGUGCCACCAUGUAGUGAAGGGGCUGUUUGUGUGGUGCCAGGGCUGCAGUCAUGGAGGACAUUUGGAGCACAUCAUGAACUGGCUGAAAAGCAGCUCCCAUUGCCCAGCUGGCUGUGGGCACCUGUGUGAAUACACCUGACGAGGUGGGGUGGGGGGCUCAUUCAUGUCCGACCCGUCUCCUGAAGGAACAUGCCAGGCUCCUCUGGGGAAGAACUAUAUUGGGUGCGGAAAAGGAGGACGCUGGCCGUGUUCCUGUUCAGGCAAGACGAUUUUAAGAUCCACGUACUGUAAAUCUCAAAAGAACAUUUUCUUUAUCGGAUGUGCCCUGCUAGAAAGCCUGCGGGAAAUGGGACAAGCCGGAAGAGCUGUUUUUAUUUUUCCUUACACUAAAACAAAAUCAAGAAGGAACGCAGUAAAAAGGGGGUUGAGUUUGGGCUUUGCAUAAGUCAGGACACUUGACUUUGGCUCUCCAGCUCUGCUCCUUGAGGGCAGCAGUCCAGCAAGCCCUCCUGUAGCCAUCUGUUCUGUACAGGAGAAUUAAACUGGUCCAAUUAAGCCUUGACUGAGUUAACUUAAUCCUUUUCCUGAACUCUUGCAUUGUUAACAGCAUAAAGAGACCUACAUAAGCUGCUGGACUGUUUUUAUGAGUAGCAUUAAAAGGUCAAUGAGCAGACAUCUGCAAAGCAAGUUGACUUCCGCUGAUUAAACAGCUGAUCGGUUAAGUUAAUAAUAAAACCUCACACAUCUCUCUCCAGGAUCAGGGCCGGAGGACAACUCUGCUUUAAAAGGAAUUAAGGUGUUUUUUUUUUAUUAUUAAGACCACAUAAUCUAAGUGCGGUUUGGAGCCAAUUUGCAACUGUGUUGUAAAAGUUUAUGCAAUUCUUUUAUCUAAGGAUUUAACACAAUUUAAUGCAGACAUCUACCAGAAGUGCCACACUUAUACCUUAUUUUUAAUGACAAAAAAGCAAGUUCUGUAGUAUAAUUUAUUUUUUCUGUUGGCAAAUGUUGUUUGUGUAUUUUUUGGUUGGUUUUAUAUUUAUUUGUAAGUCAAAUACCAUAAUAUAGAAACGGUGACAGGCUAAUUGCUGCCUCUAAAAAUGGUUUCUGGAUUCAUUUGUUUACACAUGAUGCUUGAAGCAUUAGGCCACUACAGGGGCUUUUGACUUUUUUCCAGUUUUUUAAUUGUCUGUAUAAAGUCAUGAAAAGUAUGCAGUCUAAUUUUAAACCUAGUUUAUCAUCUUCACCUGUGCAAUGCUACCUCACACGUUUGUGGCUCUAGUGAAUCGGAAAAACUGCUGUUUGGUGUCCUGAAUUCUCCAGCAGUUCUCUAACGCUCUUGCUUCCUAUCAGUGGGGCAAAAAAUAAGUUCUGCUCUUAGAAGUCUUUUCUUUGUAGUGCCGUGUGUCAUUGGUCUCAAAUGUGCCAGGUACUCACCUUGCCUUGUCAAGUGAAUGCUGUGUUUUGUAAAAACAAAACUGGAAUGGUCAAAGUAGAAAGUAUCUUUAUGCAUAUUUAAACUCUCAGUGGUGUUGUUGGUGCAAAAAAAAAAAAUCAAGUCCAAUUUUUUGGAAGGUAUAGUACAGCAUGCAAUUAAACCAAAACUUACUCUGCAAACAGAUUGGGGACAUAGCUAUGUAAUACUGUACAAGCGUACACGGCACAGAAAGAGGAUCAUUUAGUUAGCAUGAUUUUUAUCCGUCAUCUGCAGUGGCAGCAUGGUGCUCCUUCGAGAACAGUCACAGCACAGGGACCCAGGACCACAGGCAGAAAUCAUGUUUUAGGGCAUUUAAGACAAAAAAUAUCUUUAUGCAAACGAUUGUGGGAGUCUGGAACCAGUGCCUGACAGAAGGGAUCCUUUAUGAAAGGGACAUCAAUCUGUUAGUAGCCAAGCAAGCAAGAUGGGCUGAAUCACUCUUAUCUGUAACCUUCGCCAGUGUUUUAAGUUGUCAAUAUCUGUUUUGAACUCUUGUGGUAGGAAGAUUUUCUUAUAGAUAUGUUAACCAUAGAUCUUUGCUUUAUUACUGAACCUGAAAUUAUUCCAUUUAAAACUCAAAAUCUUUCAUUAUAAUGUUGUUUUAUUAUGGGUUUUUGACUUAAAACCCUUGUGAAUAACAAGUACCUGCAUCCAGAGCAAAGAAAGCAAAAGGCUGUUAUGCUGCCCGUGAGCUGUGCCCAUGCCAUUUGAAUAUUAGUUGUAUUAAAGGCUGAAACCAUGUUCCCUCCUGUCUUUGUUCAGAUGGAUCUAACUAGGACUUGGCAAGCAUGCCAAUGCAAAGUCCAAGCUUAUUUCUCAAACUGGCAGUGCCAUUCCCAGGAAAGCCAGAACACAUUGACAGUCCGGUGCCGAGCUCUUCUCAAGGACUGGGAACUGGAGUGGACUCAGGUUUGGACAAUCCCAGGAAGCUCUCUUAUUUACCUUGCUGCUCCCUGGUACACUGUGUGACUGAGUGACCCGGGCUGUCCUGGCUUCUGUUUCACAGUUUAUAGCACAUAGCCCCAUCUUUUCUGUAAGCCAAUCUGAUGACUCUUUUGAAGCGUGAACUUUGAAGCCUCCUGUAGAAUAAACAGAUUUGUGUGACAUAUACAAUACUGUGCAUAAAUUUGGGGUUACUGCACUCUAAACUCUUAACUUAUUGCUGUGUUGUCAGACUUUUUAUUGAUGCAACACAAAUUUAGCAUAGUCAACAUAUUUCAGAAGGAAAUUUGCAGUAGUUCAGCAUCAAUAUUUUGCUUUCUGCUGUUCCAGAAGAAUGUUUCAUACCUUACCAUCAGAACAUUCAUGCUUUGAUUAAAUGCAGGAAAACGCAUUUAAAAUUAAUUGCCAUACUGCAUACGUUUUUACCAGGAAGUAGCAGUGCCUUUACUGACUCUCGGGGCACCAGUAUUUGCAAAACCCUUUUAUUUGCAACUGCUGAUUGUUGUUGUCAGUAUGAAUCAAUUUGCAGCCGGACUGGAUAAUAUCCAACUCCAGUGUACAGCAGAGUAUUUCUCAUUGAAUGACUAAUUAUAUAGCAACCUGCGUUUUUUUGCCUAUGGGAACAGUAUACGAAAGUCUGUGUUUAUCCAGUAAAGUAUAGGAUUUUCCAAUCUUCUGCAUUCAUGUGCAGACAUUGGAGCAGGUGCAUAGAUUCUCUUUGGGGUUUUUUGUCGAUAAGCAGAAUCUUAAUCUUUGCUUUUUAACGAUGAGCAAACUAAUGUCAAAGUGCGUUUUCAUUCUUCUCUAUAUUUGGGUCAUUGAAAUUGAGCAGAUUUUAAUAUUUAGAAAGGCACCAAUUGCUGGAGCACUUUGUAAAUGCACUUGAUUCCAGUCAUUUUUUCACUUGUGUCCGGAUGUAAAAAGAAGCAGACUGCAGAUCAGAUCCAUCUCCUUUUCUUCAGACUGGGCACUCAGUUGCUGGAAUGUGAAAGCUGAGCAAAGGAUACCUACCCCCCACGCCCUAGGAAUCUGGAAAAUAAUCUUGUCUUUUGCCCCCUUCCCCCAGGAAGAGACAUAUUAUCUUCCUUUAGCUAAAGGCCUGCUGUUGAACUCCUAUUCUUAGCUCAGUUGUGUCUCUUCUUGUCCUAUUUUCUUAUCUCUUUUUUUAUAUCUGAGCUUUCAGGUUGAAAGGUAAAUACUGUCUGAGUCCCAAGUGCAUGAUUUUCCGUGGAAAAAAAAAGAGCCCAUAGUUCAAAGAACUUUGCUUCCAGUAGCCAGAUGUCACAGGGUUGUCAUCGGUUCACCUUCCUAGAUCCAUCUAGUUUCUCAGUAGGGGUUAGGAAUGGGCUGCAAAAUCGCAGGGCUCUGAUUUCUAGGGUCUCAGUCUCUUCAAAAUCAUUACCCUGGUCAAACGUACUCUAAAAUCAAAAACCUCUCUUAAAUGCUGCUAUUGGGUACACUCAGUAGAAGAUAAAAACUUUUGAUCAGGUACAUGUUAGUCUGUUCCUGUUGCUUUGUGCUAAAUCAGUUGCAAAGAGCUCACUUGCUGUGGUUUUUUGUGAUGUGUAUUCUAUAGUUAGACAUUUAAGAUGAAAUAUGCAGCUAAUGACUAAUAGUCUGUUACUGAUUUCUGAUUGUAAAUGAGAAGACCCCUUAGCUACAUAAUCAAGGUGUUUAAAGGUAGAAAAGUCUGUAUUUAAACCUCCCUCGCUGGGUAAGGGAUGUAACGUACUUUCUGCACCUUAAAAAAAUGUGGGUUUCCCUGAGCUUUCAAUGCGACCGAGAAAUAUUAAAGUUGAAGACUGUGGCUUCCCUCUUCUUUCCUUUCACUACAUUUUUUUUCUCCUUUACCUUUGUUUUUUUUUCACACCUCUCUUUUCCUUGUUUCUUUCUCUUCCUCCCUGUUUUUCUCUCAUUGUUGGAUUUAUACACUUUGUUUAGGUACCAAGUCUGUGUUACCUUGAUGAUUGUUCACAUUUGUUCAUUAUUGUGUAUGGUACCACGUAAUAUUCUGUUUCCCCUGAAAACCCAAUAAACAAAUUGAACUUCACAUUUA
Lepisosteus oculatus (spotted gar) is the source of this 6921-nucleotide messenger RNA. It is a transcript of the gene wdr24, whose product is annotated as WD repeat domain 24. Gene Ontology annotation, cellular component: GATOR2 complex; cytosol; vacuolar membrane. Gene Ontology annotation, molecular function: protein binding. Gene Ontology annotation, biological process: cellular response to amino acid starvation; positive regulation of TORC1 signaling; positive regulation of macroautophagy. Lineage: Eukaryota; Metazoa; Chordata; Actinopteri; Semionotiformes; Lepisosteidae. The record is from RefSeq and is a predicted model, not a curated record.